AAAUGAAAAUAAAAUUAGGGGGAAAAUCUUUUUUUAUUUUUGAUGAUUAUUUUAUUUUUAUUCUCUAUUUUAAUUCUAAAAAGUCUUACAGGAAUUGUGAGUAUAAAAAUGUACCAUAUAAAAUUAAGAAAUUGGCAACAUAUCAUAUGCUCAUAUGCUAACCAGCCCCUUAUGAUGAUUCCAAUAAAUCCAGUUAUCAGUCACAUCCACUGUUAAGGCAAAGUCACACAAGUUUUUUGUUGCGCAUUGAGGGAUUUAUUUGGUAAAUGUGUUUCCAUCAUAGUUUAUGCACAUGAAUAAAAACAUUAUCCGUCUCAACUGAGCACAUACAUUUUUUUUGUGUGCACAUUUUUAGAAUAUAUCUUGGCAUUUCCAUCCAGUGUUUUUUAUAUGAUAUCCCAAAAUUCACACAAAAAUAGGUGGAUGGCAACAUAGUGACUGAACCCUGAUGUGACAAGAACAAACACACAAGGCAAUUGUUUUGUGCUAAAUUUAAAGUAAUAAAAGUAAUACAAUACAAUGUUUUUGUCACUUUAAAUUGUUCACUUUAUUCUAAACUGGUUAUUAUUUGUUCUUCAAUAACAUUCUUGCAUAAAUUUACAUUCUUCCUCUAGUCUGUAUCUUCAAUCCAGUAGAAUUUACCUCUGCAUGGAAUUUUUUUUUUGAAAAUUUGCUGAAUUUGUUUAUUAUUAUUACAUUUAUUGCCAAACUGAGUGCAUUAAGUGACUCUUAAUAAACCGUGUCAGACCAGCAUAGUUAGAUGAAAUACAAAUGCAGGUCGUGUGACAGGACCUAGGCAUUCCCCGGUUUAAUCACCAGGGGGCGACAUUCAACUGGCUAGCUCUCGUGACAACAGACCUCUCCAACACGGUUGAAGUGUUCCUUAGAGAUUUCUUAGGAUUAUGAAAGAUUUGUUCAUCAAAGUGACUGAUAAUAAGAGACUGGUAAGAAAGUAAUAUUUUGAAACCGGAGGUCUGUUUGCAGCGGAUUAACUUUACAAAUCAAUUUCACAAAGGAGUUAAACGUCCGUUAGAAAUUCCGCCAAGACACAGUUGAAUUAGGACUAUAUUCAAGAUGCUUAAAGACGUGUUUAUAAAGUAGGCUACUCUAUGUUUUAUCAAUAGCUACUUUAAUCUCCAAUUAUUCUGCACUUGCGAACGAAAUGUUCAGUUUGUCUGUACUAGGCCUACAUGUCACAAGGACCCUUUUCCCGACUUCUUUUCUAAGACAAAGAACACCUGCACGGCAUCAAUUCUGCCUGCUUUCAGUCUUCUUAAAUGCGCGACCAUUAAAUAUGACGCACGUAGGCUACUAAAUAAACAACAGCAUUAUGGUCUCGAAGAAAUGUAGGCCUAAAUAUGCCACUUGGAGCUUUUUCGUUUAAAUUAGGCCUAUUUUAAAAAUAAAACUGACUAAACUCAGGUGUGAGAUUCUGUUAUGAGCAUCACUCAGCAUCAAACCGCUUCUAUUUAUUUUGGGGAUCUAUAUGAUGAUGAUAAUGAUUAUAAAUAUGCAAUAUCCAUUGAAUAAUGAAACUACUGUAUUAAAACGGAAAAUACCGUGAGAAAAGAAAUUAAUAGCCUAAGUAUUAUUGUGAACAUCGCCUUCAGUUUACUUACUUUUGACCUUCAACAACUGCAGCAACUGACCCUUUGAAUUAAAUAUAUAAAUAUAACUGAAUAAAUUUCAUAUUUAGCCUUCUUAUACCUGCCUCCACUAUCCAAGUAACCUGACUUUAGCAGACGUCCCAAUUGUUCUAAUGACAAACAUGGCUGCUAUCAUAUGCCACGCCCACAACUCCAAUAAUUCUUAAAAUACUGCAUAAAUAUGAUCUACACGACGUAAUAAUUAUUUUUUUUUCCAAGACUACCUAUUAGAGAAGCUAUUUACAAUGUGUUAUGGCAUGUAAAGCUUCAUUUGUGCCUUCAGUCUCACUGCAAAGUUGAAAUAGUGCUUCUAAGGGAGACUCCAACCACCAACAGCAAAAGGAUGAUAAAAUGUUAAAAAUAUAUAUUUAGUUGAUGUCAAAAUGUGAAAUAACACAACAUUCUAUUAAAAGAGAUGUUAUUAUAUGCACUGUAAUAGCGAAUAUCACUCAGAAAUAAGUCUUUUUACGAAGCCUUUGAAUAUUCAAAUUGAAAGUAUCGCGCAAUCAAAUCAUUGUCAAAUCAUUGAGUUCUUGGGGUUUUAAAUAGUAGGGAUGAGGGGAGAAAAACUCAAACUAAAAUAUCCCUAGCUAUAUUACUGUAUAAUUGUAUGUCCUGAGAGUGUUUUGAGGUUACUUUGUUGAGACUUUUUGAGACUUUUGUGAAUAAUUCGUUCUUGCCCAUAUAAUAGAGCAAAGAACUGACGUUGGGGUAUUUCACUGUAGUUCUUCCAGAGUUUUCCUCCUUUUCAGGCCAAUAUGUCUGCAGAUAAACCCAAGGUAUACCAGGGUGUGCGUGUGAAGACCACUGUCAAGGAGUUACUGCAGAAGCACAGAGCCCUGCAGGCACAGAAAACCGCAACGAAAUCGCAAGCCAUGGCUGGUCGCGAUGUCUGCUCUACGACCUUGAAUACCCACCUUGAUGUCUUCUCUGGAAUGCAAGCUCCAGAGCCCUAUUUCCAGACACGUCCCUUUACCGAAAAUGUCAACAUCCCGAUGGAGAAUGAUUAUGAUCAUCAACAGAUGAUGCACAUGAUGCCACCUGAGACUUUCAGCGGCAGUAAUUUCGUGUGUCCCACUUCAUCGCAGUGGUCUAAUGGAUAUAUGCCUUCAAAUACGGACCUCUAUGGUACUAGCCUGGUAUCGAGGUCACCCUCAGACUCCUUCAAUCUCCCCAGUCCAGUCGACUACAACAGUUACUCUCCCCCUCAGUCCCACUCUUCAUCUUCCUCGUGCUACAGCUCCCCGACACGGAUGGAUUUGAGCUCCAGUUUCUCUCCAGAAAAUUACCACUAUCAGCAUUGCAACCUUCAGCAUUGUUUUUGUCUGUCGCACUGGUCCAAUGCGCAGGAAGGCAUGGCAACUUCGGAGUAUGCGCCCUACAGCUCAUCAGACUGUUUGUUUUCAUAUAGCGACGACAGUUAUUUCAGAAGGGAUACCUCAAACUCAGAGAUGUGUUACUUAUAAAAUGCAAUUUUUGAAGCACUUUGCGCGAAAAUUCAGUGUCAUAACUGAUGCAUUUGAAUGCAUUUGUUGUAUUUUAGAUUAAAUCAAAGAAAAAGCAAUGAUAGAAUGCAUGAUUAGGCUUAAUUUAGGAGAGUUGUUUGUUAAGCAACAAGGUUGAUUGCAGAGAGCUAAAUAUGUGUGAGUAUAAUUUACAAAAUAUUCAUUUAUCUUUUCUACAAUAAACAUAUUUUUUUGAUAAUUUUA
This is a messenger RNA of Ctenopharyngodon idella (grass carp), 3355 nucleotides long. It is a transcript of the gene pou2af3, whose product is annotated as lnc RNA pou2af1. NCBI's taxonomy places the organism in Eukaryota, Metazoa, Chordata, Actinopteri, Cypriniformes, Xenocyprididae. Gene Ontology annotation, molecular function: POU domain binding; DNA binding. The record is from RefSeq and is a predicted model, not a curated record. Bases 2405 to 3112 code for a protein of 235 amino acids. The transcript is spliced from 5 exons.